Messenger RNA from Strongylocentrotus purpuratus (purple sea urchin), 3896 nucleotides. RefSeq names its product transmembrane 9 superfamily member 2. Gene Ontology annotation, biological process: protein localization to membrane. The transcript has 17 exons. Lineage: Eukaryota; Metazoa; Echinodermata; Echinoidea; Camarodonta; Strongylocentrotidae. Bases 99 to 2324 code for a protein of 741 amino acids. Gene Ontology annotation, cellular component: membrane. The record is from RefSeq and is a predicted model, not a curated record.
UUAUCAAUAUUUACAUUAUCUACACGUCGCAUCAAAAGGAAUCUUUCCACAAGCUUAUUUGCGGCUUCUCGUUCGGAAUUUUGAAAUCACAAUUCACCAUGACGAGAAAAAUAUCAAUCUUACUGGUCUGCUGCUUCAUUCUGGCUACCCAUGUUGUUGAAGCAUUUUAUUUUCCACUACAUGCGCCGGUUAGCUUUUGCACUCCGGCAGUUCAAAAAUACCACGAAGCAGAACACCGUUCACUUUGCAAGAGUGACAUUAAUAUGUUUGUCAACCGGUUAGACUCUGUGGAAACUGUCAUCCCUUAUGAUUAUGACAGAUAUGACUUCUGCCAGAGCCAGCAAGAGUACUCCCCAUCGGAGAACCUGGGUCAGGUGGUCUUUGGGGAGCGUAUCACCUCCUCACCGUAUAACUUCACCUUUGGUAAAAACAACACGUGUAAGAAGGUCUGCACUAAGAGCUACAAGGCUGGAGGUGAAGAGGCAGAAAAGGCAGAGAUGAAGCACAAGCUCAAUUUCUUGCUUCGAGGCAUUCAGCUGAACUACCAACACCACUGGAUUAUUGACAACAUGCCAGUGUCGUGGUGUUAUGAGGUACUAAUUGGCUCAAGAUAUUGCUCUCCAGGUUUUCCCAUUGGAUGUUAUGUAGAUAAAGAUGGCAACCGCAAGGACGCUUGUGUCAUUGAUGCCCAUUACGAGAGGGCACAACACUACUACGUCUUCAACCAUAUCAACAUCACCAUCUUCUACCAGCCGCUUAUUGAUGACACCAACCUUCUUGUUUCUGCCAAGCUUGAACCACUCAGUAUGAAACACAAGACACCAGAUGAGUGCGUCUUCCUUAAUAGCUUGAAUUAUGAGCCCAUGUCACUCCAAAAAUCAGACUUGAACAAAGACCUGGACAUCACGUAUUCCUACUCAGUACACUUUAUACCAAGCCCCAAUGUGUAUUGGGCAUCACGUUGGGAUUACAUCCUAGAUUCCAUGCCACACACCAACAUCCAAUGGUUCAGUAUUCUGAACUCCCUGGUUGUCAUCCUGUUCUUGUCUGGUAUGUUAUUGAUCCUGCUGAGGAAACUGUACAAGGAUAUCUCUCGUUACAAUCAACAGGAUCUGGAAAAGGCCCAGGAAGAGUCUGGCUGGAGGGUUGUCCAUGGUGAUGUGUUCAGGCCACCAAAAGGCGGAAUGCUCCUCUCCAUCUUCCUAGGAACCGGGGCCCAGAUCAUCAUUACAAGCUUCCUCACACUUGGUUUAGCUUGUCUGGGAUUAUUGUCACCUGCCAACCGUGGUUCUCUGAUGACCUGUGUCAUGGUUCUCUAUGUCCUGUUGGGAUUCAUUGCUGGAUACGUCUCCUCCAGAAUAUACAAGACAUUUGGUGGUGAGCGCUGGAAGUCCAACGUCCUCUCUACCAGUUUCCUCAUCCCAGGCAUUAUCUUCGGUAUCUUCUUCAUCCUCAAUCUCAUCUUGUGGUAUGAGCACAGCUCUGCAGCCAUCCCCUUCAGCACCUUGGUGGCCAUCUUGGCUCUCUGGUUCUUCGUCUCCACCCCCUUGGUCCUCAUCGGUGCCUACUUUGGCUUGAAGCGGCCCAUCGAGUUCCCUUUACCCACCAAUGAGAUCCCUCGUCAUAUCCCCAAACGGUCUUGCUGCACCCGCCCUCUCCCAGGUAUCAUCAUGGGUGGUAUCCUGCCCUUUGGAUGCAUCUUCGUACAACUUUUCUUCAUCCUAAAUGGCAUCUGGUCCCACCAAGUCUAUUACAUGUUUGGUUUCCUGUCCUUGGUGGCUAUUAUCUUGGUCAUCACUUGCUCUGAAGCAACCAUUAUCCUUUGCUAUUUCCAUUUACGUGCCGAGAACUAUCACUGGUGGUGGCGCUCUUUCGUGACGAGCGGUUUCACUGCCAUCUACUUCUUCAUCUACUGCAUUCACUACUUUGCCUCCAAACUGACCAUGCACGGCUGGGCCAGCACUGUCCUCUACUUUGGAUACACAAUCAUCAUGGUUAUCCUCUUCUUCCUCUUCUGUGGUACCAUGGGAUUCUUUGCUUGCUUCUUGUUUGUCACCAAGAUCUAUGGCUCACUCAACCAGAUCAAAAGUAUAUCUUCUCCGCAAGAAAUUGACAUGACACCAACCAUGGCUGGAUUUUGGUCUAGUAUGCUGGAAUACUUCAUUCUAACGACCUUGUUUCUACUCUACCACGCCAUUGCAUUUUUCGUCUAUGCCAAGGAUACAUUAAUGGCGUUAGCAUCAGAAACAGCCUCCAAGUGUUCAAAUCAGAUCUCAAAGAAGAAACAUCUGAAAAAACUGACAUCAGCAUCUCAGAAGACAUGACAAAGAAAGAACUUGAUAUCCUCUGAAAAACUUUCAAAACGCCAUCUGUAGAGGGCCAAGCCUGGACAAGUGACGGAAGAGGUAUCGCCUUACUUAAAGCAACAGACAGAAAACAUAACACGAAACUCAUCUCCUGUGAACGAGACCUCCUGAACCUUGCGAAACCCAAACCCAGUUCCGCAGACUAAAACCACAACAAAAUAAAUGAGCAAAUUUGUCCUGAAAUAUUGAAUGUGAGUUUUUAAAAAAGUAAAAUAUUUUUAAAUUUGAUGUUGCUGUAUCAGGUAAUGUAUUCCAUUAUUAUCUGGGAAGUUACAACCAGAAAAUUGAUGCUGCUCUUCAAUUGGUUGUGUUAUGAAACUUGGAUGAUUCCAUUUAGAUUAUUUAGAAUAUUGGUCUUUCAAUUUGGCAUGUUUUCUCUUAAUUUUGUACUUAAGGUGACGUGUUUAAUGCUCUAUAUGUUUUGUUUUUCUGUACCUAUCUUCUCUUUGACCAAGCAAUGUUUUUUUUAUUUAUGUUACCAAGCAAUGUUUUUUAUAAUUAUCAUUGUGCUCAAGAUGUCCUCAUAUGCUAUCACAUCUAUACUCUGCAUAUUCUAUUUAAAGUACUCACAUUAUAAUGAAUAGUAAUCUAAACCAGUUUUUGAUAGGUGAACUUUGUGGAACCAACAUAUUCACAAGACUUAUUAUCUGCACUGCAUGAAAAAUUGCAGAGAUUGCAAAAAUGGUGAUGAAAUAGGUUAGUUAUUAGAAAUGCUAAAUCAUAAGUUUAAAUAUUAGCUUUUUCAAAUCUUGGUGAGAUAUAGAAAAUAAUUCUGAAGUUAUUUUUAAUGAUAACUAAUUUACAGGAUGAAAACGAAAUGAUAGGAAAGGUGGAGGAGUAGGUCUUUGUUUACAUAAUCAACUUGAAUUUAAAGUAAGGCUAGAUUUAAAUGUAUUAUACCUCAAACUAGAUAGAAUUUGAUUAUUGGUGUGUUGUAUAGGCCACCUAGUAUUAAAAAGUGUUGAUGAUGUUAAUGUUGUGUUUAAAAUAUUUAAGAAAUGGUUAAUGACGAAAAGAAAGAGUGCAUAUUUUUGGGAGACCUAAACAUUGAUCUCAAGAAGAUUGACUCUUGUACAUAUGUAAAUGAAUUUUUAGAAAUAUUUUCAAUCUUUCUUUUCACCAACACGAAUUACAGACACUACUGAAUCAUAAAUUGUCCAUAUUUUUGUGAACAAGAAUUGUGAACUACGCUAUGGUUCAGUAAUUGCUGUUCUAUCUGAUCAUUUUCACUGUGUGAUUAUUCUUUUCCUUUUUAAUUAAUGAAACAAAUCUGAAUAAUUUUGAUUAAUUAAGAACAAUUAAGAUCCAGACAAUCUUUAUGAUCAACUUAUGGAGUCUCUUACUGAAAUAUAUGAAGACUGUUUUCUAAUGAAAAUAAUCCUGGGUAUACAAAGGAGCUGAAAAAAAAAUGUAUAGAAAAGAGAACAGAUUAUAUAUUAAAUUUGUUAAACAUCCUACAAUUAUAGACAUUCUGCUUAUAAAUAUGUUAAUGCAGUAAAGUCGGCGAAAAAAAAUAUCUCUCAAAUGAAU